This is a messenger RNA of Elephantulus edwardii (Cape elephant shrew), 1470 nucleotides long. RefSeq names its product DPH2 homolog (S. cerevisiae) (gene DPH2). Bases 1 to 1470 code for a protein of 489 amino acids. Lineage: Eukaryota; Metazoa; Chordata; Mammalia; Macroscelidea; Macroscelididae. The transcript has 6 exons. Gene Ontology annotation, molecular function: 2-(3-amino-3-carboxypropyl)histidine synthase activity. The record is from RefSeq and is a predicted model, not a curated record. Gene Ontology annotation, biological process: protein histidyl modification to diphthamide.
AUGGAGUCUGCAUUCAGCAGCCCCGCGGAGGCGACGCUACAGCGGGAAGCGGGAGCUGCAGCGCUGCUCACUCCUCUCGAGGACUUAGACCGAGUGUACGAGCUGGAGAGAGUCGUGGAAUUUGUCCGCAACCACGAAUGUCAGCGGGUGGCCUUGCAGUUCCCCGAUCAGCACCUCGGAGAUGCUGGAGCCGUGGCUGCACGACUGGAGGAGAUCACGGGAGCAAAGAUGUUCAUCUUGGGAGAUACAGCUUAUGGCAGCUGCUGUGUGGACGUGCUGGGCGCUGAACAGGCUGGAGCCCAGGCUCUUGUACAUUUUGGCCCUGCCUGCUUGAGCCCCCCUUCCCGCCCAUUACCUGUCAUCUUCGUCCUUGGCCAGCGUUCUGUGGCCUUGGAGCUCUGUGCCAAGACCUUUGAGGCCCUGAACCCGGACCCCUCAGCGCCAGUGGUACUGCUGAGUGAGCCAGCCUGCGCUUAUGCCCUGGAUGCCUUGGCUACUCUUCUGCGCCCACGUUACUCGGACCUGCUUGUCUCUAGCCCAGCUAUUCCCUUGUCAGCAGGCUUUCUCAGUUCAGAAUCUGAGCCCCUUGAGCGUUUUGGUCGUCGCUUCCCCUUGGCUCCAGGAAGAUGCCUAGAAGAUUAUGGUGCCUUCUAUGUGGGAGGCUCAGAGUGCAAUCCAAGCUCUGACCUUGACCCAGAUCUGAGUCGGCUGCUCUUGGGCUGGGCACCAGGACAGCCAUUCUACUCUUGCUGCCCAGACACAGGGCGGUCUCAAGAUGAGAGCCUUCGGGCUGGACGGCUAAGGGCACGCAGACAUUACCUGGUGGAAAGGGCCAGAGAUGCCCAUGUGGUGGGACUGCUCGCAGGCACGUUAGGUGUAGCCCGAUACCAGGAGGCCCUGGCACACUUUCGGAACCUAACUCGUGCUGCUGGUAAGCGUAGCUAUGUCUUGUCUUUGGGGCGACCCACUCCUGCCAAGCUUGCCAACUUUCCUGAGGUGGAUGUUUUUGUGCUUUUGGCCUGUCCUCUGGGUGCCUUGGCUCCCCAGCCUUCUGGUGGCUUCUACCGACCUGUGUUGGCACCCUGUGAACUAGAGGCUGCCUGCAAUCCUGCCUGGCCACCUCCAGGGCUGGCCCCUCACCUCACACAUUAUGCGGACUUGCUGCCUGGCUCUCCCUUCCAUGUGCCUCUGCCACCACCUGACUCUGAGCUGUGGGACACUCCAGAUGUGUCACUCAUUACUGGGGCACUCCGACCUACACCUGCCUGGAAGCCACCAAAUGCUUCUGAGUGCUCAGCCCUGGCCCCUCGGCCCCAGCUGGAACUGGCUGAGAGUAGCCCUGCAGCUUUGUUCCUUAGUUCGCGGAGCUGGCAGGGGCUGGAGCCCCACCUGGGUCAGACGCCAGUGAUUGGAGCUGUAAGUGGAAGACGAGGAAUUGCCAUCGCCUAUGAAGAUGAGGGAAGCAGCUGA